Bombina bombina (fire-bellied toad) is the source of this 1164-nucleotide messenger RNA. RefSeq names its product bone morphogenetic protein 2-like. Bases 1 to 1164 code for a protein of 387 amino acids. Gene Ontology annotation, molecular function: cytokine activity; growth factor activity. The record is from RefSeq and is a predicted model, not a curated record. The transcript is spliced from 5 exons. Lineage: Eukaryota; Metazoa; Chordata; Amphibia; Anura; Bombinatoridae. Gene Ontology annotation, cellular component: extracellular region. Gene Ontology annotation, biological process: SMAD protein signal transduction.
AUGAACCAUAGAAAGAUGUUGGGUUUGAUGUUCCUGGUUUUCAUCAUACAAGGUUGCACCUCAAGACCUACUGCAAGCAUGGAGGAGAAUAUUGUUUCAGAAGACCCGGAGGUUGUGAGAUCUGAGGCUCUCAAGAGACUUUUGGAAGUUUUUGGCAUUGAAGAUCCACCACACUCUAUGCAUCAUGUCAAGCAGCCUCCUCAGUACAUGAUUGACCUGUAUAAUACAGUUGCUGAUGCAGAUGGUGUCACAAAGGAUCCAGAUCUUCUGGAAGGAAACACAGUCAGGAGUUUCUUCGAUAAAAUUCACAGUGACCAGAUGCAUUUCCUUUUUAAUCUCUCAACUGUGGCCAGGAAUGAAAAGGUUCUAACUGCAGAAUUGCACCUCUUUAAACUGAAACCAAGGCCUUCAGAGCAGGCUUAUUACAAAAGACAUCACUUCUGUCAGAUAAAUGUCUACCAAGUAUUAGAUAAAAAUAAAAUACAACUGCCAAUAGGAAGAAAGUUGCUGUCAUCAAGACUUGUUCCAAUCCAUUCUUCGGGAUGGGAAGUUUUUUCCAUCACACAAGCAGUUCGUGCUUGGAAUGAUGAAAGUACCAACCAAGGUCUUCUUGUGACUAUCCGUAAUCUUGGAGGGGCUCAAGUUGACCCUAGCAUUAUCCGAUUUGCAUCAGGCAAAGAUCAUCAUGAAAGUAAACAGCCAAUGCUUGUUCUGUUUACUGAUGACGGCAGAAGAGGCAUAAUUCCAGUUAACCCUCUACAAGGUCAAGCAAUGCCUCUUCCAAAUGAGCCUUACAUAGCAACCCAAAACAGAACAAGAGUUGGUAGAUCGCUAGAAGAUGGGCACUUGCCUUGCCAGAGACAUCCACUUUACGUCGAUUUUGAAGAAAUUGGCUGGUCAGGAUGGAUCAUCUCCCCAAGGGGUUACAAUGCUUAUCACUGCAAAGGAUCAUGCCCUUUUCCCCUGGGACAAAACAUGAGACCCACCAAUCAUGCCACAGUACAGUCUAUCAUUAAUGCCCUGAAGUUAACAAAAGGUGUUAGCAGCCCAUGUUGUGUUCCUGAUAAACUCUUCUCCAUAAACUUGCUAUACUUUGAUGAUGAUGAAAAUGUUGUACUAAAACAGUAUGAUGAUAUGGUAGCGGGAAGCUGUGGGUGCCACUAA